AUGUCUACCACACUCAUUACUAGCCGUCGACAACGAGAAAUCACUACUUCUACUUCAUCGCGAAGAACGCCCGCCACAUCCACUUCGUCGCAACGAGCGUCGACAACUUCUACCACACAGCGAAAGCCAUCCGCAACUCCCACCUCCUUACGUGUAGCUUCGUCGUCACCAACCGCACUACCUACCAACUUAGCAUCAGACUUCUCUUUUAUUCAACUUGAGACCAAUCCUGUCCCCAGCGCAACCAACUCAAUCGAUCAGCCAAGUCUUAUCGACACAAGUGUUGGGGCCAGCGAAACAUGCUCAACAGAUAGCAACUGCACAAAGGACCAAACGUGUUCGAGCUCAAGAUGCGUUGCUUUGAACGGUGCUGCGCCGCUUGGCGGAUCGGGUCCAGAGCCAACUUCGCAACUGACACCAGGCUCAGCUAUCGGUAUCGGCGUAGGAGUUGUCGGAUUGGUCGUAUUAAUGGUAGCGCUCGGUUACUGGUUCUGGAGGAUUCGAGCAAGACGGCCACGCCCUCAAACCAUUGAAGAGCCCUCAAACGAUCUUCGAAGGUGUGCGACGAAUGCAACGGAUCAAAGAACACUGGUGGCCUCAUUACCAAACAGUCCCCAGAACGCAGCCUUCAGUCAACAACAAACCAUGGCCCCGGAGCUUUUCGCCAGAGCUCUUGCGUUUAACGACACAAAGGAGAAAGCGGGCAGCAAGAGAUCGGAUUCAUUGGAUAAGAAGUCGCGGAUCUCAACGGAGAAAGCACUGCCACCUCGCCCGACUCCUCAUCCGCUGAUGUCAAAUCCUCUUCCACCUCCGCCCACGGAACCGAAGCGAUAUGCCGUCAACGUCAACAUCAACAAGAGCAUGAUUUUCGACGAUGAGAUGAUCAACGCUGUCAGUUCACUUCGAGGUAACGAUACUCCCCGCAGUAGUGGUACGCCUCGUGAUCGUAAGCCACAAUAUAAGUUCGAGGAAUACAUCCCUCCUACCGCGAAACCUCCGCCAGUCAUCAUCUCGCAGCCAACGCCGACCACGGAGAAGCGAAACUCUGAGUAUGAAUUGAGCCAGUUUCCGAACCGAAGGAACUCCGCGGAUACCGUCUCGAUAGCCGACGACAACAGCUCGAAGGGGGGUGAUUCAGAACCCCCAUCUCCCAUUGUCGAGACUCUUUCUAGACUGGAAAGCAAGGCCCCGCAACUACCAUUGCCUGACCUGCCGCCCCCAAGUCCAAGCUUCAGCUUCCGUUCCUACGACUGGUACCAAGACAUCAUAGGCGAUCAGCCAAAUGGCGAGCCGACGACACCAACGCUGCCUUCGCGUAACCCUGCACGUACACCAACACAAUCCACAUUCCCUAAACCACUAUCUCUUCCUCCAAAGAAUUCCAAGCCCGCCGACCUGGCCAAUCUGGACUCGAGUCUUAUUCCAGCACCACUUUCACCUGCUGCACCUCCUGCUGCUUCAGGUUUGCUUUUGCACCCAAGCUCAGCGGCCUUACCCAGUCCCACGAGCCCCAACUUUCGUUUAUCACCAACUGUUUAUACACCGCCGUCGCGACAAUCACCACCUAUACCACCAACAGCACCGCUUCGAAGCUCGGCACGAGCCUCUACACAAAGCAUCAUGACCCGUGCUACGCGCGAUUCUCGAAGCUGGCUACCAGAUGAUGGACUCUAUCUUGCUGAAGAGGGCGACGAGUAUGCCGAAUACAAAACUUACCAUCGGCCCAGCGAGGACAGCAGACCGACAAGCUAUUCACCUCUAACUUGA
Molecule: messenger RNA, 1767 nt
Organism: Alternaria burnsii
Lineage: Eukaryota; Fungi; Ascomycota; Dothideomycetes; Pleosporales; Pleosporaceae
Exons: 1
Coding region: 1-1767 (588 amino acids)
Source: RefSeq, a predicted model, not a curated record